Scophthalmus maximus (turbot) is the source of this 4050-nucleotide messenger RNA. It is a transcript of the gene grid1b, whose product is annotated as glutamate receptor, ionotropic, delta 1b. The record is from RefSeq and is a predicted model, not a curated record. Gene Ontology annotation, biological process: modulation of chemical synaptic transmission; monoatomic ion transport; synaptic transmission, glutamatergic. The coding region runs from base 407 to 3532 and encodes 1041 amino acids. The transcript has 17 exons. Gene Ontology annotation, molecular function: transmitter-gated monoatomic ion channel activity involved in regulation of postsynaptic membrane potential; glutamate-gated receptor activity. Gene Ontology annotation, cellular component: plasma membrane; postsynaptic membrane. NCBI's taxonomy places the organism in Eukaryota, Metazoa, Chordata, Actinopteri, Pleuronectiformes, Scophthalmidae.
UCUCAGACUCGGAGGCAGAGAGUCAGAGCUGCUCGUCCGGCGGAUCUCCACCUCUGAAACAAACCCCCCGGUGUCUCGUCUCCUCCGUCCCCCCGCUCCCCUCCUCAGUUCCCCGGGUUCGUUUCUCUCCGGAGCCCUGGAAGCGUCGCUUUCUCUCUCUCUCUCCGCCCUCCCUCCUCCUCUCGACUCCGGCCAACAGUUUGCUCUUUGGGAUUUGGAUUUUCUAUCGUUGCUGUUGCUGCUGGUGGUGUUUUCACUCAACACUCUUCCCGCUGCUGCUGCCGCGGCUGCUGCUCCUGCUUUUACGCACCGACGCUUAUUUUGGAUUUGCUAUUCACCGGAGGGAAAAAACCGCCGAAAUCAGCGCGGUGGAUCCGUGGAUGCGCCUUUUGGGCUCAAGCUGGAGAUGGAAAUGCUGAUAUUGUUGUUUCAUUCCCUGUGGAUAUUGCAAUGCAACACAGUGAGCGCCGACUCCAUCAUUCACAUCGGUGCCAUAUUCGAGGAGAACGCGGCGCGGGACGACGAGGUGUUCCAGCUCGCCGUGUCCGACCUCAGUCUGAGCGACGACGUCCUGCAGAGCGAGAAGAUCACACACUCCAUUAAGCUCAUUGAGCCCAACAACCCGUUCCAGGCGGUGCAGGAAGCCUGCGAGCUGAUGAACCAGGGCAUCCUGGCGUUGGUCACGUCGACGGGCUGCGCCUCGGCCAGCGCCCUGCAGUCGCUGACGGACGCCAUGCACAUCCCCCACCUGUACAUCCAGAGGAACGCCGAGGGCUCGCCGCGCACCGCCUGCCAGUUCAACCCGAGCCCCGGCGGGCAGCGCUACACGCUCGCCGCCCGGCCGCCGGUUCGCCUCAACGACGUCAUGCUGACGCUGGUGGAGGAGCUGCGCUGGCAGAAGUUCAUCGUGUUCUACGACAUCGAGUACGAUAUCCGCGGCCUGCAGGGCUUCCUGGACCAGACGUCCCGUCAGGGCGUGGACGUGGCGCUGCAGCGCGUCGACAGGAACAUCAGCAAAGUCUUCACCAACCUCUUCACCACCAUGAGGACGGAGGAGCUGAACCGCUACCGGGACACCCUGCGCAGAGCCAUCCUGCUGCUGAGCCCGCAGGGGGCGCACACCUUCAUCCAGCAGGCAGUGGAAACCAACCUGGCGUCCAAAGACAGUCACUGGGUGUUUGUGAACGAGGAAAUCAGCGACACAGAGAUCCUGGAGCUUACCCACAGUGCACUGGGGCGCAUGACGGUGAUCCGGCAGAUCUUCCCGCUGUGGAGGGAGAGCAGCAGCCGCUGCAUGAGGCAGAACCACCGGAUCUCCUCGCUGCUGUGCGACCCGCAGGAGGGAUACCUGCAGAACCUGGAGGUGUCCAACCUCUACCUGUACGACAGCGUGCUGAUGCUGGCCAACGCCUUCUACAGGAAGCUGGAGGACAGGAAGUGGCACAGCAUGGCCAGUCUCAACUGCAUCAGGAAGUCCACCAAGCCCUGGAACGGAGGCUGGUCCAUGCUGGAGACCAUCCAGAAGGGCAACAUCACAGGUCUGACCGGCACCGUGGAUUUUAAGGACGGCGGCUCCAACUCCCACGUCCAGUUCGAGAUCCUCGGCUCCAGCUUCAGCGAGACCUUCGGCAAGGACAUCAAGAGGCUCGCGACGUGGGACUCGGUUCACGGCCUGAACGGCAGCCUGAAGGAGAGUCGGAUAGAGAACGGGAUGCAGGGCGUGACGGUCAAGGUGGUCACACUACUGGAGGACCCGUUCGUCAUGGUGGCAGAAAACAUCCUGGGGCAGCCCAAGAGAUACAAAGGCUUCUCCAUCGACGUCCUGGACGCCCUCGCCAAGAUCCUGGGCUUCAAAUAUGAGAUCUACCAGGUGGGCGACAGUAAAUAUGGAUCCCAGCUUCCCAACGGCUCGUGGAACGGCAUGAUCGGUGACCUCAUCAGCAAGAAAGCCGACCUGGCGGUGUCGGCCAUCACCAUCACGCCGGAGAGGGAGAACAUCGUGGACUUCAGCAAACGUUACCUGGACUACAGCGUCGGCAUCCUGCUGCGGAAGCCCGAGGAGAAGAUCAACAUCUUCUCCCUGUUCGCGCCCUUCGACCUCGCCGUCUGGGCGUGCAUCGCCGCGGCGAUCCCCGUGGUGGGCGUGCUCAUCUUCCUGCUCAACAGGCUGCAGGCGCUGCGCUCCUCCGCAAGUGGCCAGAAUCAACCACCGGGCCAACCGGCCAACGGCGUGGGGUCGGGCACGCUGCACAGCGCCAUCUGGAUCGUCUACGGAGCGUUCGUGCAGCAAGGCGGGGACAGUGUGGUGGGCUCGGUGGCUCUGAGGAUCGUCAUGGGCAGCUGGUGGCUCUUCACGCUCAUCGUGUGUUCAUCGUACACCGCGAACCUGGCAGCGUAUCUCACCGUGUCACGCAUGGACCACGCUAUAUGGUCUUUCCAGGACUUGGCGCGGCAGAUGGACGUGGACUACGGGACGGUGAGGGACUCGGCCGUCUACGACUACUUCAGGAACAAGGGCACCAACCCGCUGGAGCAGGACAGCACCUACGCCGAGCUGUGGAGGACGAUCAGCAAGAGCGACGGCAUGGACUACAGCGUGUCCAGCCCGUCGGAGGGCAUACGCAAGGCCAAGAAGAGUCCCUACGCCUUCCUGUGGGACAUGGCGGUGCUGGAGUACGCGGCGCUGACGGACGACGACUGCACCAUCACCGUGUCGGGAAGCAGCGUGAGCAGCAAAGGCUACGGCAUCGCCAUGCAGCACGGCAGCCCGUACCGCGACCUGUUCUCCCAGAAGAUCCUUGAGCUGCAGGAGAAGGGCGACCUGGACAUCAUGAAGCAGAAGUGGUGGCCUCGCACCGGCCGCUGCGACCUCAACAGCCACGCCGGCGCCGGCGCCGACGGCCGCUCCCUCAAGCUGCACAGCUUCGCCGGCGUCUUCUGCAUCCUGGCCGCCGGCCUGCUGCUCGCCUGCCUGGUGGCCGGCCUGGAGGCCUGGUGGAGCAGCAACCGCUGCCGCCAGGAGCAGCCCAAAGAGGACAAGGAGGUGAACCUGGAACAGGUGCAUCGUCGUAUGAACAGUCUUUUGGACGAGGACUUGGCCCACAAGCAGAUCCCCGGCCCCUCUAUCGAGAUCUCUGCGCUGGACAUCGGCAGCAUGCAGCCCAGCCAGCUGGCGCCGGGGGGGCCGGAGUCCGUGCGGGACUACCCGCCCUCGGGCCUCGCUGUGACCACGUUCCUCCCCGGGGAGGGGGGGGGGGCGCCGCCUCCUCCUCAUCAUCCCCACCCUCACCGUGGGGGGACCCUCGGCAGGACGCUACCCCUGUCCCAGGGCCCUGGCAGCACCACGUUGCCCCCGCACCACCCGCUCAGCAGCAGCAGCCUCAGCGGCACCAUGCAGUGCAAACACAGGGCCCCCAACGGGGGGCUGUUCCGACAGAGCCCUGGCAAGACGCCCAUGCCAAUGUCCUACCAGGGAGUCUCCGCAGGACCCAUACCCGAAGCCAUUGAGGCCACACACAGCACAUCCAUAUAGUGCUGGUGGGGGGGGGGGGGGGGGGGGUCGCUCUCUGGACUCUGGAUGUUCUGAUGGAAAAUGAUUAUAAAAGAAAAAACACAUCACGUACAAAGUAACAAGAUUUUGUAUCUCACUGUUCAGACAAGUCGACGUUAUAGAAACAAAGAGGGGGGGGGGGGGGCGGAGUCUCCUGUACAUUUGUGUAAAUACCAAGAGAACGAAGUGAGGUCAAAGUGUAUUUUGAAUAUUCUCAAUUUUUGAAGUUGAGUUAUAAAAAAAACAGAGAAAACGAGAUAAAAAUCAAACCAACGUAUAUAAACCUUGACGACCACGUUCUGACUGUUCGAAUGACUUUGUACAUUUUGUUCUAUAUGAAACAACGAGGCGAUUAAAUCCAUCCUGAUUGUUUGUUUUUUUCUAAAGUGCCAAAAUGAAAACGAUGUCUCUCCACAACUCAUCGAUGCAAACGACUUACCCAUGAUGCACCGCUGCAGGGGACAUGUUAGUGUGGGACACCUGCUGUUUUGCACCUCUGU